UAAAAUGAAUGAUUUAAGUUUUAACGUACCUUUAGCCAAAUUCGAAUCCGAAGAAUGGUUAGAUUUUUCAGAUCAAAAAACCAUGUAUGAAGCAGAAGUUAUAGAAAAUAUUAAAAUGGAAAAAUCAGAAAAAAAUUAUAAAGAAAAGAUUUAUAAUGAUAUAUUUUCUGAAAAGUUAUCACAUUCUUUGGAAGAUCUUGUUAAUUCUUUUGAUCAUAAAGUCAUAAAAUGCCUUAAAGAUUAUAAAGAAAAUGUUGGAAAUAUUGCUCCCAUGCAAAUGCGCUCGCAAGAUCAAAUAAUGGAUGAUUGCCCAACAUGGUGGACAUUAACUGGCAAUUUUGGGCCCUUUUUACCUAUCGACUGGAACAAAACGCUGGCUAAGAAACUGUACCUACCUUCACUCAAUAUGAGAAAUGACAAACACACCUUCGAAGAUGACGCUAGUUACAAUUCGUCGGAUUGUGAAACAGAACAAUUUCGCAAAUUUAAAAUGCACCAAAGCGCCUUAAAUGAUAAAAUUGGAAAGCAAGACGCUAUUUUGCAAAUAGAAACAGCCGAAGAAGUCAUCAAAGAACUCAAUCGGAUGCUUAAAGAAAGUCCGACAACUUCUCUAGACAGUGGCGUUACCCCUGAAAUAUAUUCUUCCGAUCCAAUGAAUUUCGAAAACGAUUCGGCGAAAUAUUCGUCUUAUAUUGAACCAUAUUUACCGUAUACCAAGGAUGAUCUUGAGAGUUUUAUGUUCGAUCGGUUGAAUCAAGCAAACAGCCAAUUAACAUCUUGCAUCGAGGACCAAUCGGAAUGCUUGAUUAGUGAGUUAGCCAUACGUGAUGAACUGGAAUACGAGAAGGAACUCAAGAAUGGGUUUAUCUCUCUUUUGAUGAAUAUUCAGGACAAAAAACGCGCCUUUAUAGCUCACGGUAAGAUCAACAAACCUCUUCCUAUCAAUUCCCCAAUGUCACUCAUUAACAAAUUACAGAAUCUAGUCACACUUAAACAGUUUAAUCACCGCGAGUUUUCAAACAAUAGUGUUGAUCAUUGUAACGUUAACAAUGAUAGCCAUGGGCUUGACUUGGGUAUUAUGAAAGUGGGUAUAACUUUCAAAAAUGGCGAUUUGGUGUACUCCUCGGAAGAUUAUUCAAAGAGUUCUGUAUCUAGCUUCUCUAGCAAAGAUAAAAACGAGACCCCACAAAAUGUCAAUUUGGAUGAUAAUCUUAUUAUAUUCGGGGACGAAAAAAAAAGCCUAGAACCUGCGACUGACGCUACAAUCGGGGAAUUAAAACCAGUGCAUGAUAACUUUAACGAUCAUAUUAGUAGACAAGAUAUUAAUGUUGACUUCGCCUCUAAAGUCAAGUGCGAGGCGACUGAAUUUAACGGCGAGGAUGCGCAAGAAGAAAAAACAAAUCAGAUCUACCGAGCAAUGGGAGAUGAAGAUUCGAAUUUUUUAUCGGUUUUAGGAAUCUCCCCUCACAGCCCUCCCAGCAUCUCCCCGUCGCUUAGCUCCCCAAUUUCUAACCAGUUCAAAACACUGCCAUCAAGCAACACUCAUUGCAAUCUAAAGGAUCUCGCAAAAAGAGAUCUGUCCGUGCAAUCCUCCUUUUCCUUCAAUAGCUUCGCGAAUUCUUAUAGCAACGGUUCGGAUUCUGGUAGCUGUUCAUCUUCGUUUUCUUCCUUCCUGCCACUUCCUACAUCGUCGUUGUAUACUUCUCCCUCUCUCGUUUUAAAGCCAUUCGAAAAUGUUAGGCAACAUUAUAACGUUUCACAUUCGUUCAACAAUAAGGGAAAGUUUCUAACAACUAUCAUUCCAUAUAACUUUGAGAUGGGUCCACCGAAUACACCAAUUUUGCGAAUUCUAAUCAAAAUUUUAAAUGCUAUCAAUGAGGACAACGAUCAAGUUCCCGGCUUGCUAACUGAUUACAUAUUAAAAGUUUUGAAAAAAAAAUAUAAUAUAUGAACGAAAAGUGAUUUGCCCCACGGAUUAACCAGGACUAAACUCAACUUUCAACGUAUCCAAUCAUAAUUUUUUUUAUUUUUAAUUUAACAUAAUUUAUCACCACGCACUAAUACGUAUUAUGCUCACUUUAGCUUUAUAAAAAUCAAUUUUUUAAAAAAAAAAUUUUACAUUUUUUUUUAUAAUAAUUAAAAAAAUGCAAAAUUAUAAUAUAUUUUUUUACAAAUGUGAUAAUUAUUACCAUCACCUUGCUUAUAAUCAAAUCAAAAUGGACAAUUUAAACCGUUUU
Messenger RNA from Gordionus sp. m RMFG-2023, 2237 nucleotides. RefSeq names its product fasciculation and elongation protein zeta-1-like. Lineage: Eukaryota; Metazoa; Nematomorpha; Gordioida; Chordodea; Parachordodidae. The record is from RefSeq and is a predicted model, not a curated record. The transcript is spliced from 8 exons. Gene Ontology annotation, cellular component: axon; cytoplasm. Bases 5 to 1951 code for a protein of 648 amino acids.